Cydia splendana is the source of this 2393-nucleotide messenger RNA. RefSeq names its product inhibin beta chain (gene Actbeta). NCBI's taxonomy places the organism in Eukaryota, Metazoa, Arthropoda, Insecta, Lepidoptera, Tortricidae. The transcript has 5 exons. The coding region runs from base 703 to 1533 and encodes 276 amino acids. The record is from RefSeq and is a predicted model, not a curated record. Gene Ontology annotation, molecular function: growth factor activity; cytokine activity. Gene Ontology annotation, cellular component: extracellular region.
CCCUGUCCGACUGAAUCAGGAGGGUAUAUAAGGGAGGGAUUCCCCGACGCUCGUCAGUCGGCCGACGAUGGUGCCAGGGGGAGGUCGCGCGCGCCUCGUCAGAAGAAACUUUUUACGACACGAGAUGUUCUAUCAUGGGGACCUGAGGUGACCAGCAGCCUCUCCACAUCGCCUGAAAAUGGAUCAGUAUUUAAACAACACCUUUAUAUACUUAUACCUUCUUAUCUCAACAGCCGUGUACGUGGUUGUGACGUCUUAACACAAGACUUGCAAGAAUACUCCUUAAAACAUUAGGAUUUAAAGUGUAAAGUAGGUUGUACGCUCGGCUAGCGUGAGCACGAAUCGAUUCGCUCGUUCGAGCGAUCGUGCCGAGCGAGCGAAGCGAGCGGGCAAGCGCAGUCCACAGCCAAGGGCGACCACCGCGCGUACCCUACCGGUCCCAUCCCUUCCCUCCCUCGUCAUAACCGCUGCACUAUUAUGAGUCAUUUCGCUGUAGGUAGGGACUGUAGGGAAACGUAGGUUUUAGGCUGUAAGCUUGAGAACUGUGAGAGUGUGGCUUAUCUUGUUCAGCACAACUGUUUGAAUUUUCCAAAUGGCUGUGGACAUAUUUUUGUAGAUGUGGGUUGUCAAGGUGUUUCAAGUAGUAGAUCUCUGUCAAAUAACUGGAAAUGCCUUCAAUAUCUACUGUCCAAUCUGUCAAGAAUGUCUCCACGAAGCGGAAAAGCUCUAAUACUAACCCUUCUUAAGAAUUUUUGCAAGCACAGUUAUGCUAAGCAUUUCCCACAAAACAGUUCAGGUUUGGAGCAAGUUUUCGAAGAUCGUAUUCUUGCAGGUGACAUCCUAAACGGCCAGCGGCUGAUCGAGUUCCGCCUGGGCCAGGAGGAGCGAGACGGCGACAGUCUCUCUGUCGCGUCCGCCGAGCUGCUGGUGCUGGCUGAAGCCGGCCCGCGAGCUCAGUACACGCUGUGGGCGUUCACCGUGAGCGGGAACGGCAGCGUGGGCGAGCUGGCGGGCGUGACGCGGCUCAAGGGCGGCUGGCAGCGGCUGGAUGUCACGGCGGCUGCGAGGCGCUGGGCGGCGAAGGGCGCGCACCAGCCGCUCAGGCUACUGCUUGACUGCACUGGAGGCUGCACGGGCCGCGUGCGGCUGCGGCUGGGCGGCGGUCAAGCGGCGCGGCCGCUGCUCCGCCUCCGCCUGUCGCCGCCGCCGCCACGCCGCCGCCGAGCGCUCGACUGCGACGCCAACUCGCACGGCCGCUGCUGCCGGCAGACCUACUACGUGAGCUUCCGAGCGCUCGGCUGGGACGACUGGAUAGUCGCGCCGGAGGGCUACUACGCGAACUAUUGCCGCGGUGCUUGUGCACCCUUCCUUAAUUACCACUCGCAGGUGGUGGAGGCAGCGCGGCUGGAGCGCGCGGCGUGCUGCGCGCCGGUGCGCUUCUCCGCGCUGUCGCUCAUCUACUUCGGCGCCGACUCCAACAUCGUCAAGCGCGACCUCCCCGAGAUGGUCGUGGAAGAGUGCGACUGCCCGUAGCCACCAACACUAUGGUGUAACUGUGUGUGUUGGCGUGUGUACAUAGUAGCGUCGCCACCGCCCGCUCCCGCACCCGCGCCCGCGACCGCGCCCGCUCGCGCUUCUGCCGCUCUCGACUCAGAUUAUCCGACUCGAUUAUAAAUAAUAUUCUCGACAUGUGUAAUAUUUUGUUCCUCGCGUUCGAAAGACUAUAUCCUAAACGAAUAAAAAUUAAUGGUCGUCUACUCGCGAACUGGUUACAUCGUGGGUGAUAUACUGAGGGAAUCUAUAAUAAUGUAUUACGUUGGACCAAAGACGUAUCUACAUCUAUCUAGUAUAUUAACAAUUAUAAAAGAAUAAGUCUUUGUUUUACCAAGCGAUAUAUUAGUACAGAUGUAGCGCAUUAUUUUCCAUCGUAUUUUCACGGAAACGUACGAACGUGUCUUUCUAUUUCAGUCAGUCUCGGUACAAAAAGUACUGAGGUUGACUGAAGUAGCGUGACAAAUACGAACGUUUCCGAGAAAAUACGAUGGAAAACCAUUAUGCACUACGUCUGUAUAGAUUCUCAGAGUAAAAGUCCUUGCGGUUGCACGUUACGCUUCUCUAUCAUGUUACAUAGCUUCCCUAUACAAAUACCUACCGUUAAGUCAAAUAGGCUUUCUGCGUGCAAUCGCAUCGGCGACGCGAUGCGCUGCGCCGCGCCGUGACGCGCCGCGCCGUGACGCGCCGCGCGCCCGCGACGUUCCGAGCGCGUGUGUAGACGCCCUAAAUAAUUUAAUACGCCGUUUUCUUUCACCGUUUUGGUGAUCGCUUGUAAUUAUUGUAAACUGUAUUAUAAUAAUUAUUAUAAUUAUAAUAAUAAAUCAACUUUUUCAUAAUUA